Molecule: messenger RNA, 3307 nt
Organism: Apus apus (common swift)
Lineage: Eukaryota; Metazoa; Chordata; Aves; Apodiformes; Apodidae
Gene: C8H3orf70
Product: chromosome 8 C3orf70 homolog
Exons: 2
Coding region: 1-744 (247 amino acids)
Source: RefSeq, a predicted model, not a curated record
AUGAGCGGGGCGGCGGCGGCGGCGGCGGCGGCGAAGAGCGAGAAGCUGGACGAGGCUCAGGCGCUGGCCCGCAGCUGCGCGGGCAGACCCGACUUCCAGCCCUGCGACGGGCUCUCGCUGUGCGCGACCCACAGCCACGGGCGCUGCUUCCGCCUGCACUGGUGCUGCCACCUGGGCUGGUGCCACUGUAAAUAUGUCUACCAGCCCAUGACACCCGUAGAGCAGCUCCCCAGCACCGAGAUACCCGCUCGGCCCCGGGAAUCGACCAACACCAUCCAGAUCUCGGUGUCGCUCACCGAGCACUUCCUGAAGUUCGCCCCCGUCUUCCAGCCCCCCCUGCCCCCCGACUCCCCCCAGUUCUGCACCAUCGCAGACCUCUUCAUUGACAAUUACCGGGUGAAGUGCAUCAACGGGAAGAUGUGCUACGUGCAGAGGCAGCCUCCCCCCGUGCCCCACAAGACGAAGCCCGAGGAAGCCCCCGUGGGCAACGCCUUCAUCAGCAGCCAGAGCAAUACCCCCAAGGCCGAGCACUGCUCCUCGCCUUCCAGCUCGGAGGACUCCGGGAUCAACGCGGUGGGCGUUCACUACGUGGAGUCCUGUGACGAGGACACAGAGGGGGUGGCCGAGCUGAGCUCAGAGGAAGAUUACAGCCCAGACAGCAGCUGGGAACCAGAUGAAUGCCCCCUCUUGUCACCCUCGCAGUGCGAAAUGGAAGUGAUUGAGACUAUAGAGACCACUGUGUGACCCGACAGGCUGGUGCCAGCUCAGUCCAGCUCCCACUCAGUAACGGCGCUUUUGUAGUAUUUAUAUUUUCUGUUUUUUUCUGACAAUCCCUUUUUCCAGUGCACUUGAUAUUGCAGAUUCCUCACGGGAGUGUGGGCACAGGACUUGUGUAUUGGUGAACUAGCAGCAGCCUGAGCAGUUUUCACCCAGCCCUGACCAGAUCUCCCACAUCUGUACCUAAGGUAGUGAUAAACCUUAAAGAGUUUUAUAGCAGAAACAGGCCCUUUUCUUGGUCUGGGUUACACCAGAUACUUCUCCUACGAGGCUGUGCCCCUCCAGAUGUUUCUGUCUGAUGUGCAGUGGGCCUUCAAAGCACAGAGGGUGAGCUGGGGCAGCACAGCUGCCAGCAGCAAAACCAAGUUGCCCUUAUCCUGCCUCGAGCAGCUGCGCAAGGUGCGGCGGCAAGAGGCUCUUCUGUCUGUCCGUCCUUCUCUCUAGUGCUGGUGCCACCCCUGGGGGCUGCUGGCACCACGCUUCCCACAGGCUGUGUGGGGGGCUAGAGAAUGCACAAAGUGCCUCCAACUUUUCUCCAGGCUAUGCACUGAGCAUCUGCUGAGCUAGGUCAGGCUCUGAAAUCUCCUGAGAGGCAACUGCUGCUCCAAAGGGGGAUCAGUUGCCUGGAUCCAGCUGGUCCUUUUUCUCUACAUGGAUCUUGGGAAGGGGAUCCGGCUUUUGGAGCUGGGCAGGAGGGGGAGCAGGAGAGGGAUGCAGCCCAGCCAGACUGGGGUGGGAAGUGCCAGGAGAAGGAAGCGAGCACCUACCUCCACACACACACACACCUGCCCUGGGCUCUGCCUGCUGCUUCCUCCUCUGCUGGUUGGUGCCGGACGCAGGCACUCAGGACCAAACAGCCUGAGGGCUGCAUUUGCCUGAAUAACACCACCACUUACAAACAACUUGAUCAGCCACACCACUGUGUCAGCAGAGCUUGGGGACAGCGUGGAGGUGCCCGUGGGAGUUGCCCGUGGGCUCGGUAGCCACGGGCUCGUUAAAGCACAGCCAGGGUCAGCCUAGCAGAGAGGGGAGGCUGCAGCUCCGCUCCUGCGCCCGGGUCAGGAGCAGAUUCUGACCAGGGCUCUCCUCAAGGAGCUGUUAGGAGUGACCAGUCUUGCUGGUGGGUUGGUUCCACCCUGCUUGACAAAACAAAAACGUCAUCAGAAGAUUUCAGUCAGCUUGAAUCAGUUGGAGUCAGUAAUAACUGUGUUUUCAACAGCGUUACUGGAUUUCUUUGUGUAUUUGCUGUUUACGUUUCAGAAGUCAUUGAAUACCAGGCUGUAUAAAAGUGUACAGUUUAGUGACUGAUACUAGAUUAUAGUCCGUGUUCUAGGAUGGCUCAUCUCUCACUGUAUCCUGACAAUGUAUUACUAAUUUUAUACACUUUGUAAUCAGUAUCUUUAGACACGUUUAGGCAACAGUGUGUGUGUGCACAUGCGCGUGUGCUGAGUUUGCCAUCAGUGGUUAUAAAGUAACACUGUACUUUUUAGACUCUUUCAGAUAAAAAUAAUAGGUUUUAUAGUUUAUAUAAAAAAAAGUGCAAUGCUUGUUAAAUGAGGAACUUGGGCCAUUGCAUGAACAGAUACAUUGUCACAAGGCACCCAAAACAUUGUUUUUCUGAGGGCAUUUAAAUGGAGGCCCUAGUAAAACUAACUAGGAUUUAUUUUUUUUUUAAGGGUGGGGUUGUCUUUUAUGGUUAACUAAGGCUUCUAACAAUGCUUUAGUGUCUUUUGGCCAUUCAGACACAUUCCAUAGGUAGAAGGAAGCAUUAUGUAUAAACCUACAGCAUUUACUCAUAUUUAAUCUUUCAAUUGUAAUCUGAGUGGAGAGCUGAGAAAGCUCACUCUGGUGCCUGGCCUGCCUGAGCCUCCUUCUCCUUCCCAGAGGGAUGGGGAGGGCUGGCAGAUCCAUCCUCCCAUGGGACAUGGGGCAGCAGGGCCCUUCCCAAGACCAGGGUGCUCUUGCUGCAGGUGCCAAGCACAGGGAAGGUCACUAGGCCCUUCUACCUUGGCCUGAGCUCACCUGGUUGGCAGGAGAGCAGGAGCCACCUCCUCCUGCUGUGAGGGAACACCAGCUGUGAGCACAGUGACAUGCAGCUGGGUGUUCAUGACCAGGACUUGCCACAAGAUCCAGUGGUCUCUGCAGGCUCAUAUCACUGUCAUCAGGAUACAUUCUUUAACUGUAAGUAAUUAGCAAUAUUCACAAGCUGUGAGUGUCUCCUACCCAGGAUUUGUUCAGAUGUCUUAAGCACAAUAAGCUGCCUCUUCCUUCUGUCGUACGUGUAGAACGUCCGUGGAGCAGCCUGGUGUGGGACAGGCCAGUCGUGGGGAGUCUCAGCAGAGGGGCAGGGUUCUUGCUGUGCUCCCCACACCCCCCAGGUCAGAAACAGGCUCCUCAGACACGUCCUUUCUGUUCUUUGCACAAACACCGGCGCAGACGUGCUGUAGGAGACGUGCCCUGGGCUCGUUGCUCCCCUGUGCCAGGGAGAGGUGUGUAUAUUUCCUCUUUAAUAAAAUACUAAACAACUGAA